UUUUGAUUUGGCUCGGUUGGGUAUGCCGAGCCGCAAUGUUCUCCGACCGAUACCGAUGUGAUAUAAUCGCAUACGCAUACAUACCAGCCCUACGCUACCGCUUACUUAUGUUUCAUUUGCCUGCUUAUAUUUUUAUAUAAGAUGAUUUUCGCCAGGGUCUUUUGCUCUGCCGGUCUCUUUCGCCGAUUAGGCUCGAAUAUAUACUAAGUAGUUUCAUCUAACGUUGUACCGUCUCGGUCCAGGGCAUGUUCUCUCUUCACCUUAAGAGGACGAUGGCAAGAGAUGAGAAAAGGAUGCCGCGAAACGAACUUCCAGACGCUUCAGACCUCGUCAUUGCCGCCCAGGACGAUAGUCGUGGAUCCUCGACCGCCGCUGAUAUGCCGCCGGCCGAUGUGCUAGAUAUCAUGCAUCAGUCCGAUAGUACGAUUAAUAGUGAGCAGCGCGAAUAUGACGACUAUGUCGGCGAAGAUGGUCGAUAUGAAGCGCCUCACCAGAGCGCCGGCUUCUGGGAUCCUAGGAUGGCCAAGAUCCGGAAUGAGGUCAUAUUCGUAUGGGCUCGGACGCUAAUAACCCUCACAACCUUCAUCAUAGCCGUAUUAUCGUUAUACUGGGCAGUCCUAUUCCACGUCAGCACAAACAUAAAGAACCUAAGCGUGCACGUCGUCGACUUCGACGGACAAGUCGCACCAUACAACAACGUGACGCCGAUCGUGGGGCCGGCGGUGACGAAAACGGUGCAGCAGAUGAUCGACAACGCGGCGACGCAGCACACGGUAGGGUGGACGAUCGCGUCGCCGGACCCGUACGGCGGCGACCCGAUCGCCGUGCGCCAGGCCGUGUACGACUGGGACUUCUGGGCCGCCGUGAUCAUCAACCCGAACGCCACGGCGCUGCUGCAGCAAGCCGUCGAAAUCGGCAACGCCUCGUACGACCCCACCGGCGCCGUCCAGUUCAUUAUCAUGUCCGCCCGCCAGGAGACCAACUACAACAGCUACAUCCAGCCGCAGCUCAAGAUCCUCGAGACCCAGUUCAGGGCUAGCUUCGGCCCGAGCUGGAGCCAGAGCGUCGUGGCUAAUGAGUCGUUAUCCAGAGAUGUUAUUGCCCAGGCGCCCGCGGCGGUGAACCCUGGAGUCACGCCGAUCACGAUUGAUUUGAGGCCUUUCGGACCGGCGACGGCGACGCCGUCGGUUACGAUUGGGUUGAUUUACCUUAUUAUCGUGGCGUUUUUCUCGUUUGCGUUCUUUUUGCCGAUUCAUAUGAAAUUCGUUACCCCGGGUAACCACCCGCCGCUGCACUUCUGGCAGCUGAUUGUGUGGCGACUGGCCGCGACAAUAACGACGUACUUUUUCGUCUCGCUCGCGUACUCGCUGGUAUCUUUGGCAUUCCAAAUUCCGUUCUGGCAUCCGCCUGCCUCGUCUACCGAUGUCGCAUUUAACCCCUCGGCGUACGGACGUGCUUCAUUUGUCGUGUAUUGGAUGGUGAAUUUCGUCGGCAUGAACGCGCUAGGAAUAGCCUGCGAAAACAUGGCCAUGAUCAUCGGACAACCAUGGACCGCAGCCUGGCUCAUCUUCUGGGUCAUAACCAACGUCUCAACAGCGUUCUACUCGAUCGACCUCGCGCCAGGCUUCUUCAAAUGGGGGUACGCGUGGCCGCUUCACCACAUCGUGCAAGCGAGUCGGCAGAUCCUAUUCGACCUGCACUCAGAGAUCGGGCUGAACUUCGGCGUGCUGUUCGCGUGGGCGGCGCUGAACAUCACGCUGUUCCCGUUCGUCUGCUACCUCACGCGGUGGCGGAUGGAGCGCGAGAGGCGGAAUGCCGAGAGGAAUGCGGACUCGUAUAGUGUCUUUGACGCCGCGGCCGAGGGGCAGAAGAAGGAUGUCCCGAAGGAGAAGGGGACGUUGCCGCCCAUUAGAAAGAGGGGCUUUAUGAGGGGUGUUUGAGUGAGUUGUCAACUUCGCCUGAUGCGGAACGAUGCUUUUGCGCGGGGAGUUCUGGACCUAGAUGGCUGGGAUCGCGGUAUAUAUCCGGAUUAGGACGAGCUGCCAGGUCUACCUCUC
Molecule: messenger RNA, 2057 nt
Organism: Annulohypoxylon maeteangense
Lineage: Eukaryota; Fungi; Ascomycota; Sordariomycetes; Xylariales; Hypoxylaceae
Product: MNNG and nitrosoguanidine resistance protein
Exons: 4
Coding region: 246-1940 (564 amino acids)
Cellular component (GO): membrane
Source: RefSeq, a predicted model, not a curated record